AGAGUGAAUGCAUCGCAUGGAAGCAGUAGAACCCUGUGCCAGUGCUGCACAGACUUUACUUUCAAGCUCACAAGCCGGGUUUGCACGCUUGCUGAAACUAAGCAGUCUGCUAUUCACUCAAUGCCUCGCUGAGGAUAAUUAAAACUUCAUACCUGGCAUUGCAUUGAUAUCAAGCUGUACAGCCACUUAUGACCACCAGAGGGCAUUACACGCGUGAACAGAAACUACUAUAAAAUUGCAGCUCGCUAGAGAUCAAUUUUCAGCAGUGCCUUGAUUCUCAUGCAUAUCUAUCUACUUCGUCUGCUGGUUUUGAAUCCCAUUGAUUUUUUUUAAUCCUUACCUGCUUAUCUUUGGGAAAGAAGAAAUCAUUUUCAAUCUGAUUGCUUUGGUUACUUUUGUUUUUUACCUGUGGACUGCUGAAUAUUUGAUAUUUAGAUUUUUUAUAGUCUUUACAAAGUUGGAAAACUCUGGGGGAAAAAAGAGCAUUUCAUUAUGUGCUGGAAGCAAGGAUGAGAUUGGUGUUAGCCCCUCAGUGUUCUUGCUUUGGUUUGUGUUAAAUACCAUCACUGUAUAGUGUGUUACUACAGAAGGGGCACUUGCAGGAGUGAUCUUGCGAUCUAAUCAUGCGUCCAGGUCCGGGAGGUGGAUAUUAUGUGUCGGUGGUCUUGUUCCUGGGUGUCUGGAGUUUGCUAACUUUUCCCCCUGUGGAUGGCUGUCCAAGCAAAUGUACCUGCUCUGGGUCUAAUGUGGAUUGUCAUGGGCUUGGGCUAAAGACGGUGCCAAAAGGGAUCCCUAGGAAUGCAGAAAGGCUAGACCUGGACAAAAAUAAUAUUACAAGAAUCACAAAAACAGACUUUGCUGGACUGAAAAACCUUCGAGUGUUGCAUUUAGAAGACAAUCAAAUCAGCAUCAUAGAACGAGGAGCAUUUCAAGAUUUGAAGCAACUCGAGCGCAUGCGCCUGAACAAGAAUAAAUUGCAAGUUCUUCCUGAAUUGCUCUUCCAGAAUAACGCAAAAUUAACCAGACUAGACCUCAGUGAAAACCAGAUACAAGGACUACCUAGGAAGGCUUUUCGAGGAAUAACUGAUGUAAAGAAUUUGCAACUGGACAACAACCAAAUCAGCUGCAUUGAAGAUGGAGUCUUCCGAGCCCUCCGUGACUUGGAAAUUCUUACACUCAAUAACAAUAACAUCACACGAAUCCCACUUACCAGUUUCAAUCAUAUGCCCAAGAUCCGAACACUACGUCUCCACUCCAAUUAUUUAUACUGUGACUGUCACCUUACCUGGUUAUCAGACUGGCUGCGGCAGAGAAAAACCAUUGGCCAGUUCACGUUCUGUAUGUCACCUGUGCACCUGAGAGGUUUCAAUGUUGCAGAUGUUCAGAAAAAGGAUUUUAUUUGUCCUGGAUCCCAAAAUGAGCCUCCAUCAUGCAAUGCCAAUGCAGUCAGCUGCCCAUCUGCCUGUGCCUGCAGCAACAACGUGGUGGACUGCCGAGGGAAGGGACUGGCAGAAAUCCCAGCCAAUUUACCAGAAGGCAUUAUAGAGAUACGCCUGGAACAGAAUUCUAUCAAGAGUAUUCCUGCUGGCGCUUUUACUCCUUACAAAAAACUCAAGAGAAUAGAUAUCAGCAAGAAUCAGAUAUCGGAAAUAGCAUCAGAUGCGUUCAGUGGAUUAAAAUCUCUCACUUCAUUAGUGUUAUAUGGAAAUAAGAUCACCGAGAUUCCCAAAGGUCUUUUUGAUGGGCUGGUCUCCUUGCAGUUGCUACUUCUCAAUGCUAACAAAAUCAAUUGCUUGAGAGUGAAUACAUUUCAAGAUCUUCAAAAUCUAAACUUGCUCUCGCUGUAUGACAACAAACUGCAGACCAUCAGCAAGGGUCUAUUUGCUCCUCUUCAAUCGAUCCAAACUCUACAUUUAGCUCAGAACCCAUUUGUGUGUGAUUGCCAUUUGAAGUGGCUUGCUGAUUACUUGCAAGAUAAUCCGAUAGAAACCAGCGGCGCCCGAUGCACAAGUCCGCGCCGCCUCGCCAACAAACGAAUCAGCCAGAUCAAGAGCAAAAAGUUCCGUUGUACAGGCUCUGAAGAUUACAGGAGUAAAUUCAGUGGAGAUUGCUUUAUGGAUCUUAUUUGCCCUGAAAAGUGUCGCUGCGAAGGAACGAUUGUUGACUGUUCCAAUCAAAAACUCACACGAAUUCCCAGUUAUCUACCAGAAUACACCACUGAUCUACGCUUGAAUGACAAUGAAAUCAACAUUUUAGAAGCUACAGGGAUAUUUAAAAAGUUGCCAAACCUGCGAAAAAUAAAUCUUAGUAACAAUAAGAUCAAGGAUAUCAAAGAGGGUGCGUUUGAUGGAGCUGCAGGGGUGCAAGAAGUGAUGCUGACAGGGAAUCAGCUGGAGUCUGCACAUGGAAGAAUGUUUAGAGGCCUCGUAGGCCUAAAGACACUGAUGCUGCGGAGUAAUUUAAUGACUUGCAUUAAUAAUGAUACAUUCACUGGACUUAGCUCAGUCCGGUUGCUAUCACUGUAUGAUAACCGUAUCACAACCAUCACCCCUGGUGCCUUCAACACAUUAGUUUCUUUAUCCACCAUUAACUUGCUGUCUAACCCAUUUAACUGCAAUUGCCAUCUUGCCUGGCUUGGAAAGUGGCUAAGAAAAAAGAGGGUUGUAAGUGGAAACCCAAGGUGUCAAAAACCUUAUUUCUUAAAGGAGAUUCCAAUUCAAGAUGUGGCUAUACAGGAUUUUACUUGUGAUGGCAAUGAAGAAAGUAGCUGUCUUCCAGCACUGCGCUGUCCUGAGCAGUGUACUUGUGUGGAUACUGUGGUCCGCUGUGGUGACAAAGGCUUGAGAAUUCUACCUAAAAACAUCCCAAAAGAUGUAACGGAGCUGUAUUUGGAAGGCAACCACUUAACAUCUGUGCCAAAAGAGCUCUCCAGUUUCAAACAGCUGACGUUGAUUGAUUUGAGCAACAACAGCAUCAGUGUAUUAUCUAAUUACACCUUUAGCAACAUGACCCAGUUGUCCACACUGAUAUUAAGCUACAACCGUCUAAGGUGCAUCCCAGUACAUGCGUUUAAUGGGCUGAAGUCUCUCCGUGUGCUUACCCUUCAUGGCAAUGAUAUCUCAUCAGUUCCAGAGGGAUCCUUUAAUGACCUGGCCUCUCUGUCACAUCUUGCGCUGGGUACCAACCCUUUAUACUGUGACUGCAACCUACGUUGGUUAUCUGAAUGGGUUAAAGCCGGGUACAAAGAACCAGGUAUAGCUCGUUGUAGUGGACCAGAGGAUAUGACCGAUAGGCUCUUGCUAACAACUCCAACACAGAGAUUCCAGUGCAAAGGUCCAGUUGAUAUCAACAUUGUGGCAAAAUGCAAUCCAUGUUUUUCUUCCCCAUGUAAGAAUAAUGGGACAUGCAACAGUGAUCCUCUGGAAUUCUAUCGGUGCACUUGCCCCUAUGGAUUCAAGGGUCGAGACUGUGAUAUUCCCAUCAAUGCCUGCAUUCAGAACCCCUGCCAGAACGGAGGAACCUGUCAUACCAAUGAAGCAAAUAAAGAUGGAUUCAGUUGCUCAUGUCCUUUGGGAUUUGAAGGAGAAAAAUGUGAGAUAAAUCCAGACGACUGCGAAGAUAAUGACUGUGAAAACAAUGCCACGUGUUUGGAUGGUAUAAAUAACUACGUCUGUCUCUGCCCACCUAACUAUACAGGGGAACUAUGCGAUGAAGUAAUUGACCACUGUGUUCCAGAACUUAAUCCAUGUCAGCAUGAUUCCAAAUGCAGUUCCAUUGAUAGGACAUACUCAUGUGAAUGCUCCCCUGGAUUUAUAGGGCAGCACUGUGACAUUAAUGAAGAUGAUUGUGCAAAUCAUAAAUGCCAAAAUGGAGCAGAAUGCAUGGAUGAUAUUGGAGGAUAUACCUGCAUUUGUCUCCAAGGCUUCAGUGGCCUUUUUUGCGAAAAACCACCAAUGGUUCUACUUCAGACAAGUCCCUGUGACAAUUACGAAUGCCAGAAUGGAGCCCAGUGCAUUGUGGUACAACAGGAACCUGUAUGUCGCUGUUUAGCUGGUUUUGCGGGUCAAAGGUGUGAGAAGCUCAUCACAGUAAACUUUGUUGGCAAAGACUCUUACGUUGAACUGUCUGGUUCCAAAGUUCGUCCACAAGCAAACAUCUCUCUUCAAGUGGCCACCGAUAAAGAUAAUGGCAUUUUGUUAUACAAAGGAGACAAUGAUCCGUUAGCACUGGAGCUGUAUCAAGGACAUGUGCGGCUAAUGUAUGACACACUGAGUUCCCCACCCACUACUGUCUAUAGUGUGGAAACCAUCAACGAUGGCCUGUUUCAUAUUGUUGAGCUAGUGAUGUUGAAUCAAACCUUGAAUUUGGUUGUUGAUAAGGGGGCACCGAAAAGUCUUGGAAAACUUCAAAAGCAGCCUUCCUUGAACCUGAACACACCUUUCUACCUUGGAGGCAUCCCACCAACAUCAGGAGUGUCCUCUUUACGACAGAGGGCUGACCGUAGUCCCAAUGGUUUUAAUGGAUGUAUCCAUGAUGUUCGUAUUAACAAUGAACUACAAGACUUUCGGGAUCUGCCUCCCAUAUCUGGAGGAGUAUUUCCUGGGUGCAAAUCUUGUAACAUGUGCAAGCAUGGCUCUUGUCGCGCAACAGAAAAAGCAAGUGCUAUCUGCGAAUGUAACCCAGGGUGGACAGGUCCACUUUGUGAUCAGGAAGUUACAGAUGUCUGUUUGAAUCAUAAGUGCCUACAUGGAAAAUGUGUUGCUACAAAUAACGCUUACACAUGCAAAUGUAACGAAGGCUACGCAGGGAUGUACUGUGAUAAGAAAAAUGAGUCCUCCAUCCUUUGUAGAAAUGUGAACUGCAACCAUGGGCAGUGCAAGUUGACAGAGAGGGAUGAUCCAUACUGUGAAUGUGAUUCUCACUAUACUGGAGAACACUGUGACAAAGAAAAGCUUUGCCAGGGUCAGAUUAUCCGAGAGAUUGUCCGCAAACAGCAAGGCUUUACUUCUUGCAGUACCACGUCCAAGGUGCCAAGAAUGGAGUGCAGCGGUAGCUGUGGUAAUGGCCAAUGUUGUGUUCCACUGAAAAGCAAACGACGGAAAUACUUUUUUCAGUGCAUGGAUGGAUCCUCUUUUGUGGAAGAACUGGAGAGAUAUAGUGAAUGUGGUUGCACACAGUGCUUAUAAAUCUACUAUCACCCAUUGGAGGGCAAAACGCAAUAUAACAUUGCUGCAAUCAAUAAAGAACUGUGUAUUUCAGAGUGAAUUUCAAGAAGAUAAGAAUAUUAACUAUAUUGUAAAAUAAACAAAAAAUAGAACUUAUUUUUAUUAUUGAAAAUGACUAUUUUCAUUCUUUAUUAUAAAAAAUAUCACACCACUUGGGUAUAUGUAUCAUAUAGUGAGUUAUUUUUACUGUUAAUUUUUUAAAUACUACCAAAAAAGGUAAUAAAGACGUCAUAGCCUAACAAAAAAAUAACAAUUAGUUUAUAAAAUUGAUUUUAUUGAUGUGCCUCAAUCAGAACGUAUCAGUCAUAUUACAAAACUUACAUUUUUAUGGCACUAAACAUUUUUUUCUAAAUAUUUUCAUAACUGUGAAAUUGUUAGUUUUAAAAAAGAAAUUUGUACCCAAGAUUUGCCAACUUUUACAUGUUUGUACCGUAAAACAUAAUUAUUUAUGCUAAUUUGUACUGUUAUUAAGAGUAUUUUGAUGGAUAUUGAAGUUCAUAGAUAUUACAAUAAAAAUUGCAGUGUUUCCUAAAUCUUUUCUGUGCAAAUAAAAAUGACUAAGUACAAUUCAUGCUGCUAAGACUAAAGCAGUUUUAAAUAGUAUUUAGAUAGGUAUGGUAACUAAUUAUUUUUAUGUAUAUUUGUUAUAUUUUAAACUCAGAAAACAACGACAUUGCCAAAAUAAAGUCACAAAUGUAGCUUAUAUUUAUAUAAACAUAGGCUAUAACAUUUUACUUUACAGCACAGAAAGUUCAUUUUAUAGUAAUUAAUUAUUUUUUGAUAAACAUUUUUGGAUAUAGCUUGUUUAUUUGCCCUCACACUUUAUAAUGGUUUUUGUGACUUUUUCUACAUGCUACAACUCAAAUGACCAAAUUCUGAUUAAAUAAUUGUUUUGAAAACGUAUAAAUGGCCCAAUCACGUUUUUAAAUGUUUUAGAAAGCAUAAAUUUAUAGUUUGAUGACGCAUAUUUUUAUAAAGAUAAUUCCCCAUUUUACUGGGGGAUUUUACGGGGGGGGGGGUUAAUGUUAAAAUAUGGAAUUACCUUAUGGUUCCAUUAAAAAGUGGCCCUUUUCCACUUCAAUAUUAUUCAGACUUUCAUAAUGUAUAAAAUUCACAUUGUGGUACUGAACUAGAAAAAAACUUGUACUCAAAAUAUUUUUGUCAACCAUAUAAAAAAAGCUGAAUUUAAAAAUAUUGAUUUUUAUUUUUGUUUGAAUUUUUUGGAGUAAAAAUGAUUUAAGUUUAAACUAAUACAACAGGCUAAGGCCUAGUUUCCACUGAGGUGGUAAAGUGUGGAAAAUGGAAGGUAACAUAAAAAAUCUCCAUAGACUUAAGGCUCAUUUCCAUUGAGGUGGUAACGUUGGGAAACUAGUGAUAAAAACAUUUAACUCCAUUAAGUCUAUGAAGAAUUUUUAUGUUUCCACAUAUUUCCAAACUUUACCAACUCAAUGGAAACUUUUCCUUAGUUGUACAUUUCUUACUGAGAGGACCAUAUUAUUAUGAGCAUUAAUAGGAAGUACCCAACCAGUACUAGUUUCUAUUUAAAUAUAGACAGCUUUUACAUCACAUUUUUCAUGCCAAAAACAUUAAUAAAUGUUAUUGUUUCACAUGGAUAAAAGAAAAAUGUUGAGAACAGUGUCUCUUUAAAACUGGAAUGACCUUUCUAGAGUUUGUGUUCUCUCUAUUUAUAUGUUAUUCUACACAGUUUAUUCAUUAAGGGUGAAAGAAUAACUGAGCUUUAGUUAAUAGUAUGUAUAGGAUAGCAUAAAAUUGGAGAGACUUGAGAGUUGAAAAUAGCCUUACUAGUUUGUAGAUCUAUGGAGCUGUGUGGACAAAGGUGUAGAUGACGCAAUGAUACAGAAAGCCAUGCAUCAAAAAUCAAGCAGAAAUGGUAAAUAUUUCUAAAAUGUGUAUAAAUAUUACUUUUUAAAAUAUUAAAUCAUGCAUAUCCUAAAUUCCCAGCAAUACACAAGACAAGAAAUAAAUUAAACAAAGUAUAAUUAGUGCAUCUUGAUGUUUUAUUUAUUUAAAUGAAUUGUCUCAUUGACCUUAAAACUGAUACCUUUCUCCUGUAGUCUUAUCACAUGGUCAUCUAGCUGCUCUUGUUCCCCAAACCCAGUAUACAGGUGUUUCCCAAACUGAGCUUCAUGGAACCCUGAUGCCUAUAUAGAAUGCUUUUAGGUUUUAAAUAAUAAUUACCCUAGAGGUUUGUAUAAACAAAUAUGCAAGAAGAAAAAAAAGAUAGCAGAUGUGGCUGUACAGUCUUGGGUAGUAGUAUUAGUAGUAGUUUUAGCGAUGGAGAAAAGCUAUACAUUCAUUUUUUACUGUAAUGGUCCUUAACAUAGGAGCUUAGCUUUCUGAUGUUGUUUUACAUUUUUAAAUGAAUUAAAGGGACAUAAUACUCAUAUGCUAAAUCACUUGAAACUGAUGCAGUAUAACUGUAACAAGCUGACAGGAAAAUAUCACCAGAGCAUCUCUUUGUAAAAAGGAAGAUAUUUUACCUCACAUUCUCCUCAGCUCAGCAGAGUAAGUUCUGUGUAAAAAGUUAUACACAGCUGCUACCCAGCUGCUGGUGAAAAAAAAAGAAGAAAUGAACAGCAGCCAAUCAGCAUCAACAGUGCUGAGGUCAUGAACUCUUUUACUGUGAUCUCAUGAGAUUUCACUUGACUCUCAUGAGAUUUCAUUGUAAACUUCCUUUACCUGAUUGGUGAAAUAAGAUAAGUGUGCACGAAAGCUCGUUCCUUUGGCUGUCCCGGGACAGACAUACUGAUUUGCUGCUUAGAAGUUCUUUACAAUCGGAUGUGGCUACUGAGAAACAUUUGAGGUAAAAUAUCUUUCUUUUUUACAUAGAGAUGUUCAGGUGAUAUUUUCUAGUCAGCUUUUUACAACUAUACUGCAUCAGUUUCAAGUGUUUAAACAUUUGGGUAUUAUGGCCCUUUAAUGGAACCACACAAUGUUAAACAGUUUGGGAAACAUUGCUGUAUACCCUUCCUUAUUAAAAAAAAUGCAUACCGUCAGUCCACAACAAGAAAACCUGAGGUUCCCUCCUUGGAGCAGUGCCAGAGCAGUAUGAUAACAAGAAUAAAGCUGCCUACUUGGCUUCUGCUUGGAAGAUACAGCUAAAGACUACAGAUAAUAUGCAUCUGAACAGGCUAAAGACCACAUAUAUUGUGUAGCUACAGACUUAAAAUAUUUUUCAUAUUUAAAUAUAGCAACAAUAUAAAAAUACUAAUUUAAUUUCAUUAUAAUUGUAAGCUGAUAUAAAUUCAUGAUUCUUAAAGUAUGGUAUUGGUGUUUCUUUUAUGUUUUGCUGUUCUCACCUCAGAGACAGUGACAUCUGCAUAACUAACUAGUUUCCUGAAAUUAGUACCAGGUCUUACAAAGGUGCAAAGUAAGCAGUCAACCAUUUUUGUUUAAAAAUCUGUUGAAGGGGAAAAAAAGAAGAGAGAGAGAACAAAUAUAUAUUGUUUUCUACUCAGGAGUCGAAUUAUUUUUUAAGCUAAACCGAACAAUCCAUCUAUAUUCACAAUAUUUUUCUUAAUUACUUCUGUAGAAUUGCACAGGAACAUUACAUAAUUCAUUAUGACAAACUGAUUUCUGUACUGCGGUAUUUAUUAUUGGUCAAUUCAUUUUGUUCAUGUAUUUGUAACUGACUCUAGUGUGUAUUGGUGAUUUUCUGUAUCUGUAUAGCAUGAGCAUUCAGGUUGUUUUUCCAACAUAGAAACAAAAAAGGGAAAUGUUAAAAUCUUGGAUUGGUUUCAAGUUAGCUAUAACAUACUAAUUUAUUUCUUAUUAACUACAAAUUAUAUUUGAAAUAUAUGUAUGCCAAUAUUUCUCUUGAGAUUGUUUUGUUUAAUUAAAGAAAAUAAAAAUUCACAUAACUGCCUCUUUACAUACCAUUAAUUCAUUUUAUGACAUCUAUUGUUUCAUUUUAUGUGCUGUCUGUAAUAUUAAGACUACUUUUGUGAAUCAUCCUUUCAGAUUGCUGCCAAAAUCAAUAAAGCAUCAGUCUACAAUAUACUUUAAAAUCCA
Messenger RNA from Bombina bombina (fire-bellied toad), 9257 nucleotides. RefSeq names its product slit guidance ligand 3 (gene SLIT3). NCBI's taxonomy places the organism in Eukaryota, Metazoa, Chordata, Amphibia, Anura, Bombinatoridae. Gene Ontology annotation, molecular function: calcium ion binding; Roundabout binding; heparin binding. The record is from RefSeq and is a predicted model, not a curated record. Bases 624 to 5186 code for a protein of 1520 amino acids. The transcript has 36 exons. Gene Ontology annotation, biological process: negative chemotaxis; axon guidance.